Molecule: messenger RNA, 2656 nt
Organism: Bursaphelenchus xylophilus (pine wood nematode)
Lineage: Eukaryota; Metazoa; Nematoda; Chromadorea; Rhabditida; Aphelenchoididae
Source: the annotation of a GenBank genome assembly
AUGGUAGACGUAUUCCAGAUCAUCCUUGACAAACGGCACGCCUGGCUAUUCCCCGGGAGCAUUAUCUCGGGCACUGUUUAUAUUCAAACUUCCGCGCCGGUCAAAGCGAGGGCCGUCGAGGUUUUUUUCGAGGGAAAAGCGUGCACCGGCUGGUCGGAAACCGAACGUUGUGGGUGGGUUUGGCGCACAAAAUUGUCAAUUAUGAUGUGAUUGAUAGUUCUACGAAAAAUUCUUUUUAUUUGGUCGUAUUUGAGGCUAUUUUUUCUUACAGAUUUUUUGGGAUUUUUUGAUGACAUUUGCCUAAAAAUCUUAUUUUUCGGGGAAAAGAUUGAUGACAUUUUUUGAUUUUUGGCAAUUUUCUCAUACAUAAGAGCUUUUUCUGCUGUUGUAAAGUGAUUUUUUCUUUAUGAUUUUUCAUUACACCACUGUUUUACCUUAUUUUAGCCUAAAAUAAGGUAAAUUUUGUCGAAUUUUCCCGUUUUUACACUGAACUCGAGAAUUUUGAUUCCGUGUUACCUUUAUUUUAUUUUGACUGUCAUUUUACGAUAAAACGUUUAGUGAUGAAACUCACACGAUACACUUUGCUGCCGAUAUUAUAUAUGCCAGACAUGAACAAGUUGUUUGGCGUCCACCGCCCGGCCAGGGCGAGGGUUUUCUCCAGCCGGGCACUCAUCAAUGCCGGUUUCGAUUUCAAAUCCCACUGAAUGCGGCACCAAGUUUUGAAGGUGAGCUUUGACUGAGGGGAAGAUUUGACCCGGGUCAAGUGUUACUUUUAUAGAGGAAGAGUUGGCACAUUGUGUAAAAAUAAUUUUUUGCGAAUACUAUGUUGAGAUUUUUGAUUGAUUAUUGCCUUUUUUUUAUAUUUUGGGCCGAAUUUAUGGCCUUUUUUACUUUUUGGGUCAAGUUUUUCUCUCUGAAGAAAUCUGUUGACUCAUUACCCAAAUUCUCUUUGGAUGGUUUUAAAUGAUCGUCAGCCCCAUACAAUUUUUUUUUGAAAAAUUUUCACCUCCUUUUUGGCCAUUCUUACCUUAUGGGUCAAGUCUUCCCCUCGAAGUCAUAUCGAACUUUAGGCGGCUCCGGAUCCAUCCGCUACCGUCUGGUAGCCAAAAUUGAUCGUCCCUGGAAAAUUGACGACACUCAAUGUGUUGCGUUCACAGUUGUGCCUUAUUUUGACCUGAAUUUACUACCCUAUUCUGGAUAUCCAUUGCUUCGAGAAUUCCACAAGACCCUGGAGUGUUGUUGCCAUCAGUAUGGGCGAGCGAUUGCGAGGCUGUUCGUCAACAAAAGUGGAUUCGUUCCAGGCGAACUGAUCCCGAUCCGAAUGGAGGUUGAGAACUACUCCGACAAAGGAGUGAAAUGGUUUGAAGCCAUUGUAAGUCGAUGAAAAAUUGUUGUUGAAUUGUAAAAUAUGGAGAUUGGGCAAGCUUAGACUGUAUAUUUUUGGAUUUUGAGCUAAAAUACGAUGUGUACCUUGGUGGUGUAGUGGUAGUGAUUUCGGACUUGGACUCAAAAGGUCGCGGGUUCGAGUCCCAGUAUCGGAAAAUGAUGAAAUUUUUGAGGGAAAGGAUAGUGAGAGGUGUCAAAAAGAUUUGAAGACUUGUUUCGAUAAAAGUUAUAUUGUUUUAGCUCUAUCAAAUCCAUCAUUUCACCGCCUCGCACGGAGGUCGGCAAUGCAUGCGCCAUGAUCAGAUCCCAAUAGCUAGCCUUCAAAGGGCCUUUGUCCCGAUGAGAUUCGCCAAUUUCGUCCAUGAAGAUCUCCUUCAAGUCCCGGCGUGUGUCCCCAGUUUCAAUUGUUGCCCAAUCAUUCAAGUGGAAUAUGCACUGCGGGUUUGCAUUGAAAUCAACGUUUUGGUUGGCCGCAUGGCGUGUGAGGUCCCUGUUUUGAUCGGUAGUGUGCCUGUCUUGAAGCCUGUGGACGUUCCGAGGGAUCAAAUUCACACCGGAAAUCAAUUGGCGCCACCUGAGCCAACUGCUCCGCCUAAGGGCUUUACUCCGCAGGUGGGUGUAGUUGGUGGCUUAGUGAAAUAUUUGAGUUAUUUUUGGCCAAAUUAUUUAUUUUUGACUUUGGUUUUUUACCUAAAAUGGGAUUUUUUUCGAAUUUUGGCGUGUUUCUUUCAAAAAAAAAAAUUUUCGUAUAAAAAGCCGCUUUGAAUUAAAGAAAAAAGCAUUUAAAAAGUAUCAGAAAGCCAUAAUGUUUAUAUUAAAACUCAUUGGGCGAUUUUUUAUUAUGAUUUCCCAAUGAUUUUUGACCAUUUUCUCCCCUUUGCUUCCAGUGGGAUUCGAACCCGCGACCUUUCGACCGCAAGGUCGGAAAUUAAACCAAUAUACCAUAGAGACACACUACGCAUUUUAGAGCAAAAAAUUACUCAGAAUUGUCUCAGGGGAUUUUGAAAAGCUUUUCGCGAUGUUUCGAGUUGAUUUUGACCAGAAAUUUUUUCGAAAAUAAUGAAAUUUUGCAAUUUUUGUGAUAUUUCUUUAUAAACUUGCAUUUUUCUUGCAGAUGAUGCAAUCUCCAACUGCACUAGAGCCUCUAAAGGAAGUGAAGGACGAGAAAGAAAGGAUAUCUCAGAAUAAUCCAGGAAAUUCGAACGUUCCCGGGCUAAAAAUUGAAAGUCAAGUACAAGAUCAGCCAAAAACCCCGGUAAAAGUCGGAUGA